Chara braunii is the source of this 2509-nucleotide messenger RNA. NCBI's taxonomy places the organism in Eukaryota, Viridiplantae, Streptophyta, Charophyceae, Charales, Characeae. The record is from the annotation of a GenBank genome assembly.
CCGUAGAUAUAGGCUCUAGGAGAUAGCUAGUCACGAAGAUGUACGGAGGGGGACGAUACCAGGGAGGGGGAAUGGGUGGUUACGGUAAUACAGGAGGUUACGAGAACAGAUAUGGAGGGAACACGGUCGGGGUCGGAUACAACGGGAAUACGGGCGGAGGUACGGGGGGUAGUAUGGAUGGAUACAUGGGAGGCGGUUCGGGGGGGAACAGCGGCAGGGGAGGUAGACAGCCCUCGACGUGCGACACGUGCGGGAAACCCGGCCAUUACUCAAGGGAGUGCUGGAUGAGGCGUGGAAGGCAAGAUGACAAUGAGCUCGAGGAGAUACGACAACAACAUAGGACGAUGACGCAGGAGAGACGUGAGGCUGAAGAGAAAAGGAGGGUAGAAGAACAGAGGAGACUGCAAGAGGAGAACGAGAGGAGACGUGAGCAGGAUAUGGUGCGACGAACAGAGGAGAUUAGGCUGCAGUUAGAAGCGGGGCUUGAAGAGAAAUGGCGACAACAGACCAAGCAGGCGGUGGAGGCGGCAGCAGCGGCGAAGGCCAAAGCUGAGGAGGCCCGAGCCAGGGCAGAGGAGGCACACGCUAAGGCGGAAGAAGCGCGGGCAAGAUUCGAGAUGUCGAGAAUCGAGAAGACGAGGAAGUGCACACACAAGGUGCGGGAGACGCCGGCGAGUACGAGUAGGAAGAGGGCGAGAAAAUAUGAGUCAGAGGACAUGACCUCAGAAGAUUCGGAGAUAGAAGGCGACUCUACUGAUUCGGACGAGGAACUGAGGAAAAUGAUUGAGCGUUUGAAGAAGGAGAAAAGAACGCGGAGGUCGGAGAAGAGGGAAAGAUCGAAGAAACGGGAGAAGAUUACGUAUGAAAAGACACCGAUUAAGACACCAGAGAAGAAGCAGUCGACGACGGAGCGAGGUGAGUGUUCGAAAGGGAAGAGGCAAACGAGGCGCAAUCGUGAAGGUAUGGAUGACAUGUUGAGAAACACGAAUGAUAUUGGAGCAGGGUUCGAGGAACCGUGGGAUGAGUAUAACCAAAGUCGGGGAUCACCACGGACAGGAGGGCUGAGAUUCGACAUACCAAGGGGUGGUGACGAUACACGCGAGGAAGAACCGAAGACACCUAUGGAAAAUGGGUAUAAGGGUUUGACGGCGAAAUGCUCCAGGGAGGGCAUUAUUGACUACUGUCUCUCGACGCAGAAAAUCCUAUCCUCUAAGAAAGCCACGAUGUUGCGGAAGGUCUGGCAAAAGAAAGGCAUCAGAUACACGAGGAAGCCCGAGAUCAUCGAUGUUCUGGCCAGGGAACAGGUGAAACUGGCGUAUGAGGGUUUUGCUGGUUUGGAGGCACAAGGAGGAGAAGAGGAAAGGGUGGAGGUGAAUUUGGGUGAGGAUAUUACGGGGACAGAGAAGCGGGGCACAAGGUCGUCGGUUCAGACGGCACCGGCGCGAAUACAAUGGUUGACGAAGUACCUGGUACGAUCUGAGAUCACCACGAACAUGUUGGAUUUGAAGGAAGCUGGCGUCUACAUCGUUGCGUCACCAUGGUCCAAGAAAGUUUAUGUGGGUAGCACGAUCCGGAGUACGAUGCAGAGGUGGCGCGAACAUCUAAGCAAUGCUGAUACCGAAGUGAUCGGGAGUUCACCGAAACUGUACCGUUGGAUGCGACACUACGGUUUGGGUAACUUCGUGAUAAUCCCGAUAAGGCAUGCGAACGGUGAGGACGAUCGAGCCUUUGAGAGGCAUCUCAUACAAGACUUUUCGCCCUCUUUGAACACGAGCAACACCAACUGUCGAGAAGAUGGAAAGACGCGUAGCAAGAGGAAAGGUAGGAGGGAGAGGAAGAGGUUGAAGACGAGACGGCGUGAGAAAGUGAAGAGCACGGUGACUUUUGAGGAAGAAAAUGUGAACAAGCGGAGGGUAUCGCUGUUGAUGUGGUUAGAGGAGGCAAGUAAAAAGGAGGCGAAGUGUGAGAGGAGAGUGACAUUUCACAAGGGAGAGACCUGGGCGGAUGGGUGGAGGAAAAUCAAGAAGAGAUUCGGGAUGACGAAGGUAAGGCUUAACGGAAGAUUGAAUAAACUUGCAGCGGUCAGAGUGGAGCUACAGCAAGGAGUGACUGUGGUUUUCGUCGGGAUUACUAAGACGACGACGACGACGGCCAUAUACAUCCAAGAACUACGGUGGAUGCUCAAGAAGCCGUUUUUGUUCAAAGGUCUGGUGAGUCGUACCACGAAUUAGCUGGUUGGAUUGUAUCGGGCUGCGGGCUUCUUCAGGGAGAAGAAGACUAAGAGUGACCUCAGGCUGAAGAUCGACAAGGCAGUGAAGAUGAAGACAGUGAAAGGGAUGCGGAAGAGGGUGCAAGUUAAUGUCACGUAUGAUAGACAGAUCGUGAAAAGGAAGAUACGACAGGCUACAGAAGGGGUGGUAGAAGCGAAGGUGAAAGAUGGAGCGGUCGCGAAUCUGAUUAAGGGCAGGAUCCGAAUCACCUAGAAGCGGAACAAAACGGUUGGAGAGAU